Molecule: messenger RNA, 1975 nt
Organism: Protopterus annectens (West African lungfish)
Lineage: Eukaryota; Metazoa; Chordata; Ceratodontiformes; Protopteridae
Product: gamma-aminobutyric acid receptor subunit alpha-3-like
Exons: 13
Coding region: 88-1212 (374 amino acids)
Biological process (GO): monoatomic ion transmembrane transport; synaptic transmission, GABAergic; gamma-aminobutyric acid signaling pathway
Cellular component (GO): dendrite membrane; postsynapse; synapse
Molecular function (GO): GABA-gated chloride ion channel activity; benzodiazepine receptor activity; transmitter-gated monoatomic ion channel activity involved in regulation of postsynaptic membrane potential
Source: RefSeq, a predicted model, not a curated record
UUCAUUGUUCUUUAUUAAGCAGACACUGUAACAGAAGUGGAAACUGAUAUUUAUGUGACAAGUUUUGGGCCAGUAUCAGACACAGAUAUGGAAUAUACAAUUGAUGUAUUCUUCAGGCAGAGCUGGUCAGACGAGCGCUUAAAAUUUGUUGGUCCCAUCAAAACCCUUCCUCUCAACAAUCUGCUAGCCAGUAAGAUUUGGACUCCAGAUACCUUCUUCCACAAUGGCAAGAAAUCAGUAGCCCACAACAUGACAACACCUAAUAAGCUACUGCGACUAAGAGAUAAUGGCACACUGCUUUACACAAUGAGGUUAACAAUCCAUGCAGAGUGUCCGAUGCAGUUAGAAGACUUCCCUAUGGAUGUCCAUGCUUGUCCUCUAAAGUUUGGAAGCUAUGCAUAUACAAAAUCUGAAGUGAGCUAUGUUUGGAUGAAUGGAAAAGAGAGAUCUGUUGAGGUUGCUAAAGAUGGUUCCCGACUAAAUCAAUAUGAUCUUAUGGGACAUGAAGCUGAUACACAACUGAUCAAAUCAAGUACAGGUAAAUACAACACUUUUCUACUUAAUUAUCACCUGGCAAUGAAGAUUGGCCACUUUUUUAUCGACACCUAUGUCCCUUGCAUCAUGACUGUCAUAUUAGGUUCUAUUUGUUUCUGGAUGAAUAGGAUCCGGAUUCUACUCAAGACUAUUUUUGGUGUUACAACAGUACUCACCAUGACAACAUUAAGCAUCAGUGCCAGAAACUCCCUUCCUAAGGUGGCGUACGCGACGGCCAUGGACUGGUUCAUAGCCGUCUGUUAUGCCUUUGUGUUUUCUGCUCUGAUUGAAUUUGCUGCAGUCAACUACUUCAUCAAAAGAAGCUGGGCUUGGGAUGGGAAGAAAGCCAUGCAAGCACAGGAGUACAAGAGAAAGGAACCUGUGGCACUGUCCAAGAAAGCAAACAACACCUACAAUAUUGUAGGGACAACAUAUACGCUGAAUAUUGCCAAAGAUCCCGGCCUAGCAACCAUUGCCAAAAGUGCAGCUGCACCUGCCAAAGUAGCUCGAGUAGAAGAAAAAGUUCUAGAAUGUAAGAAGACAUACAACAGUGUCAGCAAGGUGGACAAGCUGUCUCGCAUUGUAUUUCCUGUCCUUUUCUUCAUAUUUAACCUGGUCUAUUGGGCGACAUAUGUGAAUCGAGAACCUGUUAUUAAGGAUGCAAACCGCCCACAUUAGACUUUUGGACAGCUAAUAGACAAGGAUUUUUAGUGUUUUGUAAAUGAAACUGUGAUUUGCUUUAAAGGAGUGUGCCUAUCCAUUGUGAGUUAUAAGUCUGUUUACUAAUUGUUUAUUUUUGUUCCAUUUGGUUGUUUGUUUAGCAUGCAUGCUACUAGAUUCAAAAGGUUUACAGGUAUGUCUGAGUAUAUGUGUCUUGAAACUGCAAUUACUGAAGCAGACAUUAAGAUAAAAAAAAAUAGUGAAUGACAGUUAGUCAACUAACCAAAUGCUCAGCAAACUGCCAUGACAAGUUAUUGUCGAUGUGCAACAAUUCACUGUAGAAUAUAAUAAUAUAUAUUUUGGAUAUGUAGUGUGUCCACACUUUGCCUUCAUGUCCCAUUACAGCUAAAUUGCCAUUUACAUUACGUAGCUUAUCUUUUUUCUACAUGACAUGUUACCAAGCAUAAAUGUUCGUACCAUGCUGACAUCUGGAUAAUGUACUGUGCCCAAAUGCUGCAUAACUGAGUUCUGCAAGAGCCAUUCUAUCCCAAGAGCUAUUCAAUUCCAAAAUGAAAUUGAAAUGUGAUAUGUUACUUGAAAUAAAAUUUUAGAAUUUUAAAAUGGGAAUUAUGUAUCAAUUAAUAAUACAUCAAAUACUUAUCUGUUUAUUUAGUCGUAUGGACAUCUGUUAUGGGUCUCUUGUACAUUAAAAAAUGUGCUUCAGCUGAGGUAGUGUAUAAAACAUCAGUAACAAAUUAAAUAAAAAAAACAAAACAAACAA